Messenger RNA from Phragmites australis (common reed), 4945 nucleotides. RefSeq names its product probable lysine-specific demethylase SE14. The transcript has 7 exons. NCBI's taxonomy places the organism in Eukaryota, Viridiplantae, Streptophyta, Magnoliopsida, Poales, Poaceae. Gene Ontology annotation, cellular component: nucleus. The record is from RefSeq and is a predicted model, not a curated record. The coding region runs from base 146 to 4615 and encodes 1489 amino acids. Gene Ontology annotation, molecular function: histone H3K4me/H3K4me2/H3K4me3 demethylase activity. Gene Ontology annotation, biological process: chromatin remodeling.
GUCUUCGGCUCUUCCGCAGUAAUAAUCCCCACACGCCCGCACUUGUGUCCCCUCCUCCCUGCACUUCCUUUCCGCAAACCCCCCCGAAUGCUCCACCCCUCCGCUUCCCGUCGCCGGCUCCCGAAACCCUAGUCCCCGCGCGGCGAUGUCGCUGCCGGCGGUGGCGGCGGGCGGCCCAGCGGAAAUCUCCGUCCCGGCGUGGCUCCGGGGCCUCCCGCGCGCCCCGGAGUACCGCCCCACGGAGUCGGAGUUCGCCGACCCCAUCGCCUUCCUCUCCCGCGUGGAGCGCGAGGCCGCCGCCUACGGCAUCUGCAAGGUCAUCCCGCCCUACCCGCGCCCCUCCCGCCGCUUCGUCUUCGCGCACCUCAACAGCUCCCUCGUCUCCUCCAAAGACGCCGCCAGCGCCAAUCCCACUACAUCCGGUUCCUCCAACCCUACAUCCACGCGGGCGGACCCCGCCGCCGUGUUCACUACCCGCCACCAGGAGCUCGGCACCCCGCGGCGUGGGCGCCCGCCGCCGCAGGUGCUGAAGCAGGUGUGGCAGAGCGGCGAGCAGUACACGCUCGAGCAGUUUGAGGCCAAGUCCCGGGCUUUCUCCAAGAUCCACCUCGCGGGGCUUCGCGAGCCGACUCCACUCGAGGUGGAAUCUCUCUUUUGGAAGGCAUCGGCGGACCGUCCUAUCUAUAUUGAUUACGCGAAUGAUGUCCCAGGGUCCGGCUUUGCCGCCCCAGCGCAAUCCCGGCGGGAUAAGAAGCGGAGACGAGAGGGUGCCCCGGUGGUCGACGGGGAGAAGGGUUCCGGGUGGAGGCUGUCAGGAAGCCCAUGGAACCUCCAGGCGAUUGCACGGGCUCCUGGGUCACUCACACGAUUCAUGCCAGAUGAUGUUCCCGGGGUGACCUCUCCAAUGGUGUACAUUGGGAUGCUGUUUAGUUGGUUUGCGUGGCAUGUCGAGGAUCAUGAGUUGCAUAGUCUCAAUUUCCUCCACACCGGUGCACCCAAGACGUGGUAUGCAGUUCCUGGGGACCGUGCUGCUGAGCUUGAGGAAGUUAUCCGUGUGCAUGGCUAUGGAGGGAACUCUGACCCCCUUGCAUCACUGGCAGUGCUCGGGGAGAAAACAACACUGAUGUCCCCAGAGGUUCUUGUAGCACGCGGUGUGCCCUGCUGCAGAUUAGUACAGUAUCCUGGUGAGUUUGUCGUGACAUUCCCAAGGGCAUACCACAUUGGGUUUAGCCACGGAUUUAAUUGUGGAGAAGCUGCCAACUUUGCAACUCCCCAAUGGUUAAAGUUUGCUAAAGAGGCUGCGGUUCGAAGGGCUGUGAUGAAUUAUCUUCCGAUGCUCUCGCAUCAACAGCUACUGUACUUGUUAGCAGUUUCUUUUAUAUCCAGAUCCCCAGGAGUAUUGUCUGGAAUUCGAACUUCGCGUUUGAGAGAUCGAAGAAAAGAAGAAAGAGAACUGCUGGUUAAACAGGAAUUCCUACAUGACAUGAUUAGUGAAAACAAGCUUUUGUGUUCUUUUAUGAAAAAGAAAUCAAUGGAUAAUGUUGUGUUAUGGGAACCUGAUUUGCUACCUUCUUCUAAUGCUCUACAUUCCUGCUCUUCUGGCUCAAAAGCUCCAGAUAAGAAGUGUGCGGAUGAUUGCAGAGUUGAAUCUAGCCAAUGCAACCACAAAGAUAAUAGUUCAUUUGAUGGUACUGCAUGUAUGAUUGGGAUACAAACUAAACACAUGUCUUCGAAUAGUAAAUCAUCUGAUGCUACAUCUGCUUCAGAGGAAAAGCUUGAUGUUGAUCAAGAUGAUGAGGAUGGCCUGCCUUUUGAUUUGAGCAUUGAUUCAGGCUCAUUGACCUGUGUUGCUUGUGGAAUUCUUGGCUAUCCAUUCAUGGCAAUUCUGCAACCUUCCAGAGAAGCAUUGGAAGGGGUUUCCCUUGUUCGUAGAGAAAGAUACAGGCUGAGUUGUGAAAAAGACAAUUGUUCAAAUGUACUCCCAUGCUGUCCUGCUGAUGGCCGUUCCGGAUGUUCAUUUAUUCCCAAUAGACCUUCCAGCCCUGUUGAACAGCCAUGUCUGGCUUCUCUUGCAGAACAGGCUGACUUCGAUCAUCAGAAUGUGAAGUCACAUAAAGAUCAUGUUUGUUUAAUGGAGAAUGAACUUGCACCUCCGGGGCAACACAAUGAUAGUUUACAUUCUUGCAGCAGUGAAAGCACUCUCCAUUCGUGCACUAAUAAGGAAAAAUGUGAUAAUAGAAUACCUACUGACAGUCUUGGCUCAGAAUUAAGUAAACAAACAGGCAGAGGUGACAUUGAUGUGCAAGCUGUGGAAAGUUGUGACAACACAAUUAACUGGAAUACGAGUUGUAUGUUUGCACGUCCCCGAAUCUUUUGCCUGCAGCAUGCCCUUGAGAUUGAGUUGUUGCUUGAGGGAAAAGGUGGUGUCCAUGCCCUCAUUAUUUGCCAUUCAGAUUAUACCAAAUUAAAAGCGCUUGCGAUAUCAAUAGCUGAGGAAAUUGAGUUUCAGUUUGACUGUACAGAUGUUCCACUUGCAAAUGCAUCCAAGUCUGAUUUACAUCUAAUCAACAUUUCAAUUGACGAUGAGGGUCAUGAAGAAGAUGGAAGAGACUGGACAUCAGAGAUGGGUCUAAACAUGAAAUUUUAUGCUAAGCUUAGAAAAGAAACAUCAGGGAAUCAAAAACAACCUCCUUUGUCAUUUUGGGAGCAUUUUUCCAACCCAUCGCAUGUUUCAGUUGUUCCAAAUCUCAAAUGGCUCUGCAGAAAAGCACGGACCCCAUACAAAGUCGUUGGUUUUGUUUCCAGCUCAAGCGCCACAGCAACUGCUGAGAAAGUUAAGCCUGAAGUCACAGAGACGAAGAUAGGAACUUACGGAAAUGUUUGUGGUGAUGACAAUAGCCAGCAAAUUUUCCAACAAGGUGGUCUCCUGCAACCAAGUAGACUAGCUGAUAUGUGUUCUGAGGAGAAUGACCAUAGCAAACAAUGUCUUAUUGAUAUCCCUAUUGCUGUUGCUGAAUACCCUUUGAUGCAUCAAGUUUGUGAUGGUCCAGUAAGUGUUAGCACAUGCAAUGACUCUAUUUGUUCAUCAGAUUCCCAGGAUUCACUCCCACUUGCCACAUCACCAGUUGAAGUUACAAGAGAUCAGGGAUGCGUACAAUCAACUGAAUUGAGUAGUUCAACAACUGUUUCUGUUCAACAGUUCUUUAAUUAUGAAAGCAUCACUGUGGGAGGAAUCAUGAACAGUGUAAGCAAUCACGAGUACUUGGAACCCCAGAAUGUUACUUUAGGGCACAGAGAUGAAUGGUUGCAAGUUCAGCAAGAUCAGGAGAACACAGGACUUUGCAAUAAUCCCAACAGGACAGAAGGUUUGUCUAUUUCAGAAGAAAAACAUGGAGGCAUUGUGUCAGCAACCCUUGAAAAUGAGGAGGGUUGUACUAACACAUCUUACUGUUCUGAUACUAUAAUGACAAGUAACAAAUCUGCAAUGGAUAAUGAACCUGAGACACAUGAUCUCAGUGCUAUUCCUAUGAAACAAAAGUCAAGCUGUGACGAGAUGAUCUCUAGUGUUGAUAUUCCUGGUGCAACUGAUCCACUGUCAGUUGCACAUGAUUUGAUGAGUGAUGAGCUGCAGGUUGAUACAAGCCAUUCCGUUGCCAAUGCCAUUGAGUUCAAGAGCAAUAAUCCCAGUAAGUUAAAGGAUGAAUCUCCGCAGAGAGAUCUCCUCAUCUUAGAGGACGUUCAAGCUGCUUCAAUAACUGCAAUCCCUGGCCAAGAUGGAAAAUCUGUCUACACUGGAUCGAAUUCUUUUGAUAUUUUACUUGGAGCUUUAGCUGAAGAGUCCAAGGUAGCAGAUGCUCCUGGGAAAGAUGAGGUUGGCAAAGCUUCCUUGACAUUAAUGACACUGGCUAGCAAUGACCACUCUGUAGAUGAAGUUACAGAAGGCAAAGUUGUAGAGAUAGUGAAAACAGACAGAAAUUUUGGGGUACUAAAAGAUGAUCAACAAGUUGAUAGGGCACAUGACUUCCAUUUGUCAGAUGUGGUGUCUAGAAGCAUUGGGAGAUCAAAUAGAACAGAUAUCAUAUGUUAUGUCAGACGCCCCAAAAGACAGAGGGAAUCCCAGUCAAAUACUGUGAGUUCGCAAAGUCUGGGGAGUUUUGUCCGGUCCCCAUGUGAAAGCUUGAGGCCAAGGACAAAGCCUGCCAUAAUUGAAGAGCUGGCAGAGAACAGAACUGUGGAAGGCUCUGCUGCAAAAAAGGGUAAGAGGACAAAAAUGGGAUCGUUUCAGUGUGAUAUUGAUUUUUGUGACAUGAUAUUUGAGACUAGAGCUGAACUUAAUGCCCACAAACGCAAUAUUUGCACCGACGAGUCAUGUGGCAAGCGUUUUAGUUCACACAAAUACUUGAAGCGUCAUCAGUGUGUCCACAGCGACCUGAGGCCAUUCAAGUGUCCCUGGGAUGGUUGCGAGAUGACUUUCAAGUGGCUGUGGGCUCAGACUGAACAUGUCAGAAUGCACACAGGAGAGCGCCCGUACAAGUGCUCGGAUCCUGACUGUGGACAGACAUUUAGAUAUGUUUCAGAUCACAGCCGGCAUAGAAAGAAGUUUAAUCAUUAUUGAUAGUUUCUAGUUUUCGAGUUCCUGGUCACAGCUGGGGGCAAAUCUCCAGCUGUUUGUGUUGGGGCCUUGUUUGUUGUAGCAGCUCACAUACUUUAACACCUGACAGCUGAUAGGCCUAGUGUAACAGUGUCUGUUCUUUUGUUAACAUUGUGCUAGAUUUAGUCUAGGAAUUAGAAAUUGUUGGGGGUGAGGGCUCACCCCUCCUGUGUCGAUGUAGAUUUGCAUAAGCUGAUCUCCCCACUGACAUGUGGUCAUUCAUUCUUUGUUUCUCAGAUCAGUGAUGUAUUUAGUCCCUGAUAAACUUUAUGAAAUGAAAUCGUAUUUAUAAUC